AUGCCUGAACUACAACAGCCAGAUAAACAUUCUAUGGAUAUCCCCCAUGUGGCAGCUAUUGAUCUUCCACUAAAUGUGCACAAUGUAACUAGAGCGGUUGAUAUGUUAGGUGGAGAGGAGUUGAUACGGGCAUCAAUCAGAGAAUCACAUCCAUUGGAGUUGAGGUUAAGAAAAGAUCCAUUCCAUCACCCAAUACAAGCCCUGAGUAAUAAUUCAGAAAGAAUAUUGAUGAAAAUCAAAAUCCCCAAAAAAAGCUUACCAAAAAAUAACGAAUCAUAUUCCAUUCAACAAUUACUUGAACUUAAUAACCAAGAUAAACUGACACCCAGAGAACGGAUUCAACCCGUGGCAAUCAUAGACAAAACAUAUCUGUUUAAAGCAAUGGCAGACUUCCAAGUUUCUACAAGGAAUAACUCAUUUGUGCAAAAGUUUAACAAAGCGAUGAUUAACCAUACUGGAAUAAAUGAAAUUAAAGAGUACAUUGAUGAGCAUAAAGGCUGGCAGGGGUAUGUUAAUUUAUCUGAAAACUAUUUCCAAAAUAACGAUCACCAAUUGAUUCCACCACCAAUACUAUCCUCAAUCAGAUUUCCGUUUGAUUACAAAUAUCAACAGAAUCCUGGUACGUCAACAGUCAGAGAUAUACAUGGUGAGGUAAAAGUGAUUUCAAACCAGAAUCGUCAAAAAUUGUAUACACUUUUGAUAGAUUAUAAUACCCCGACUCCGCAAGAACCGGUAGAGGAAAUUAGAAAGAACUGGGAAAAGUUGUCUAACGCCAAUUUAUCUGUCAAUAGUUCAGAGCUUUUACUAGUGCAAUGUAUCAGAAAAUUACAAGCAUUAUUUGAAAUCAAACCAAUCUGGAAUAGAAAGCAACUAUAUAGCAUACUUCCAGAAGAUAUGAAGAAAUUUUUAAAGCAUGCUUUGCCAUAUGUUGCCUAUACUUAUAAAAGUGGUCCAUGGAGAUUCUGUAACAUUAAAUAUGGACUCGAUGUUGUACAUGACCCAUCUUAUUGGAGUUCUCAAACUGAGUAUUUUAGAGUGCUUGGGUUUAAAAAGGGGACAACUACCGAUGAUUCCAAGAUGAUAGUUCCUCCUUCUUUGCAGGGAUCUUUAGAAGUGGUUGAAAUACCCGAAAAUUUAUUGUUUAACGGAGUUUCGUUACCCUCAGUGGCUACUUUCCAAAUAGGAGAUAUCAUGGAUGCAGACAUAAUUAGUAUAAUUCAAGACCACCAGAGUAGUAUGGGUGAGGACUUUUUAAGAAAUGUAUGUGAUCCUCAAGACGGUUGGAUCAAUCGACAAACAAUGGAGGUAAUCAGACGUAUAAUGAGGUACAAAUUGAAACAAUUAGUAAAUGAAGAAAGCAUUGAUCAAAGUAAAAUACACAAGAUUAUCAAUACCAAUUAUAUCGAGGAUAAGGAAGAUGAAGAAGAGGCUAAUGAUAUGCACGAGGACAGAAACGGUCCCGAUGAGUUAGAUGAAGACGACGAGGAAGAAGAAGAAGAAGAAACUGCUCUAUAUUAG
This is a messenger RNA of Candida albicans SC5314, 1518 nucleotides long. Its product is annotated as transcription factor TFIIIC subunit. The transcript has a single exon. Lineage: Eukaryota; Fungi; Ascomycota; Pichiomycetes; Serinales; Debaryomycetaceae. The record is from RefSeq and is a predicted model, not a curated record. The coding region runs from base 1 to 1518 and encodes 505 amino acids. Gene Ontology annotation, cellular component: transcription factor TFIIIC complex. Gene Ontology annotation, biological process: transcription initiation at RNA polymerase III promoter.